CCACCGUCGUUGCCGACAUGGUACCACCAGAGUCAUGGAGCACUGUGUUCUUCUAUCGAUUCUGCACAGACCUAAUCGCAGACCUGGCGAUUCCUCCCCUGACCUCCGUUUUAAUGUCCAAGAACAUAUGGAUCCCCCUCCUUGGCGCCGUAUUCUUCCAAGGGAGCUGUGCCGCGAUGCUGCUCAUCCUACCAGAGACGUCGCCGCUGCCUAUGCCCGAAGAUGCCGGGCGCCCGCUUAUGGCCACGACCACUUCCGAGCCAGAAGACUAUCCAAAAUCUGCCAAGUGGUGGAAGCACAAAAAGCGCCGGGCUAGAGACUCGUUCAGUUUCGUCCAACGCGAUUCAGCUGUUGCAGCUCUCGUGUUGACCUUUUUGAUUUCGAAAGUCGGACGUCAGUCGACCAAUGUCCUUCUCCAAUAUGCCUCCAAAAGAUACGGCUGGACCCUCUCACAGGCUGGACUAUUACUGUCUUUGCGUGCGGCUGUGAACAUUGCUUUGUUUGCCCUCAUUUUGCCAGAGGUUGCUGCUUUUGCCCUCCCACGUGUCGGUUCAGCGUCUCUUAGAGAUCUUUGGCUCGCCAGAGGAAGUAUUAUAUUUUUACUCCUUGGGACCUUUUUACUGUUUUUGUCGGCAACUCCUGCUCUGAUGAUCAUUGGCAUCAUCUUGUUCACACUGGGAACUGGUUUUGCACCUACAGCCCGCAGUUUGGUGACCUCACUUUGUCGAAUCUCACAAUAUAGAGACAACCAGUGA
Exophiala xenobiotica is the source of this 755-nucleotide messenger RNA. RefSeq lists its product as uncharacterized. The record is from RefSeq and is a predicted model, not a curated record. Gene Ontology annotation, molecular function: transmembrane transporter activity. Gene Ontology annotation, biological process: transmembrane transport. Gene Ontology annotation, cellular component: membrane. Bases 18 to 755 code for a protein of 245 amino acids. The transcript has 3 exons. NCBI's taxonomy places the organism in Eukaryota, Fungi, Ascomycota, Eurotiomycetes, Chaetothyriales, Herpotrichiellaceae.